Molecule: messenger RNA, 4688 nt
Organism: Spodoptera exigua (beet armyworm)
Lineage: Eukaryota; Metazoa; Arthropoda; Insecta; Lepidoptera; Noctuidae
Source: the annotation of a GenBank genome assembly
CCGCACGGCAGUCGCGAGGCACACACGCGCGACCCUCGCUCUCGCGCACCGAUCUACACUAGUGCUCGUGUUCCCGACAGUGUCGCCGCGAUGACCCCCGCGGCGGCCAUCGCGCUGCUGCUCCUCGGCGGCGCAUGCGCACAGGUGCGCUACUAUGGCAAGGAGCUGGGCGCGCUGUCGCAGCUGCAGCAUGGCGUGCGCGGCCGCGUGUUCGCGGUGGACUCGCGCACGCUCUACGUCAAGGACUUGCACUACGACGGCGAGGGCCCCGCGGCGUACUUCUACGUGGGUACGAGCGGGUCCCCGAGCGCGGGCGUGGCGGGCGCGGUGCGGCUGCGGGACGAGCGCGGCGGCGCCGGGCCCCUGCGCCGCUACCACGGGGACAGCAUCACGCUGUCGCUGCCCGACGGCAAGACGCUGCGCGACUACCGCUGGUUCGCCGUCUACUGCGACGAGUAUGCGGUGAACUUCGGAGACGUGAGGAUCCCAGCGGACAUGGAGUACCCGCGGCCUGCCAAGGUGGCGCCGCUGCGGGGCGUGCACGGAGUAUCCUCGGACCCGGUGGUGGUGGUGGAUGCUCAGACGUUGCUCGUGCCUAACUUCUCAUACGACGGCGAGGCGCCCGAUGCCAAGUUCUGGGUGGGUCGCGGCGACAAGCCGUCCCCGCAGGGCAUCCGCAUCCCCGACGAGAACGGCAAGGAGGCGCCACUGCGCAAGUACGACAAGAAGACCAUCGUGCUCACACUGCCCGGGGAGCUGACGGUGUUCGACAUCGGGCACUUCGCGGUGUGGUGCGAGGCCUUCACCGUCAACUUCGGGCACGUGUCGCUGCCCCGCGCCGCGCUCGCCAACGUGCCGCCCAGCCUCAAGAUGCUCGGCGUGUCCCCGCAGUCGAAGCUAAACUGUGAAGUUCUAUACGACGAGCUCGCGUUCGAGGUGCGCUGGGCGGUGGCGGGCGACAGCAUCGUGCUGCAGCUGGUCGCGAAGCUCGAGGACGGCGAGUACAUGGCGUUUGGCGUGUCGGGCGACAACCAGAAGACGCAGAUGGUGGGCGGCGACCCGACCGUGGCCUGGGUGGACAAGCGCACGCUGAAGGGCUACGCCGAGGACUACUACCUGGACGCCAAGAGUCAGUGCGCCGGCGUGCGCGGCUCCUGUCCCGACGAAAGGCUCGUUGACAACACGAACUCCAUCCGCUUGCUGAACGCGGCGCUGGUGAACGGGUACUCCAUCGUGACGUACCAGCGCUCGCUGAAGGCGGCGGACGAGCUGGACCGCGCCGUGCUCACCAACGGCAGCCAGGCCAUCAUCUGGGCCAUCGGACCGCUCAACUCCAGGAACGAGGUCUCCUACCACCCGCACUUCACCAAGGGCGACAAGCUGAUAGAGUUCGGUCGCGCGCCGGUGUGGAACUGCCCGAUGCCGGAGGAAGGCGAGGAGCACAGCCCCCCGCAGCCCGCGCAGCCAGCCUCGCAACCUGUGCAGGUGAUAAAGUCGAACCCGGUGCCACCCCCGAAGCCCGUCCCUAAGGCUGUGCCGUGGGAGAUCCCCGCCAUCCAGUGCUACGAGCCUCCAGACGGCGUGUUCUACGCGCAGAUGGGCCCCACCGGCGGCAAGCAAGGAUACUCCGCCAUCACCGGUCACGUGGGCUGGGGCAUAUCGUGGUACAUCAACGGGUUGCUGAUUCCCGAGAUCAACGUGGUCCGCGGCCGCAAGUACACGUUCGUGGUGGAGGGAGGUUCGAACCCAGACGUGCCGGCCAGGUACCACCCGUUCUACAUCACUAACGACCCCGUCGGCGGCUACUUCCACAAGACAGACAAGGAAAAGGAGGGCAUCGAGAUAUACGCAGGGGUGCGGCGCACGCGCACUGGCGAGCUGAUGCCGACGGGCGUGGGCCGCCUGUGCAACUGGACCCCAGACAACGCGGGCCCCGAGGCAGAUGAGUUCCCCAGCUUCGGAGCCUACCAGCGGUCCCUCACUCUGGUCUGCGAGGAGGGCAACCCUGGUGUCGUCACCUGGAUCCCUGACAGGAACACCCCCAACACUGUCUACUACCAGUGUUUCACGCACCGCCACCUUGGCUGGAAGAUUAACGUGGUGGACGAGUGCGAGGCGCACGAGGCCGACGAGAGUCGCGUCGUGGAGCACGCCGUGCUGCCCGACGACCUCCACGGCGAGGAGUCCGUGCAGGUACCCACCCGUCUCACUCCUGAACCUAACUUUUUAGAUGAUCGCAGAAAGCUUCAGAAAAUUAUCAAUACGAAACCGAAUUAUGACGAUUUCAGUAGAUAUAAAAGCGACGGCGGACUCACAGGAGAAGUGUAUCCAGAGACAGAUAAAACGCCGUUCAAAAAAAGACAGGAGUAUUCUGAAUUGCCAAUAUCCAAAGUACAAAUAAAGGAAGUGAUACAAGCUGUGGAAACUCUGGAGAACAAGAUGAAGGAUGACCUGAAGACAAAUGCAACACGCUCGCAGUACCAGGUGCACGAGGAUGCGCAGGAGCAGCCCUUCGUGGCGGAGCAGCCCUACAGGGAGGACGACGAGUACUUCUUCGAGGCCGGCAAGAUGCCCAACAACUACUUCCUACCAGCCAACAAUCAAAAGCCCCUAACCCUGCAGACAGUACUAAGGCCGACACCACAAAAGCCAAACCGACCUCCUUUCCGUCGCCCAGUGCCACCCGAGAUCAAACUUCGCCGUCCUCCCUAUCAGAAGGGCAAUAUAGGCUAUCCACUCUCAUUGCCUAAUCACCAUGGCGCGUAUGGACCACUCAAGAAGCUGCCUCCUAAGUUUAAUCAGAAUCGUUUACCAACAAACAUGAACCGACCUCCUCCCAUGCCUGGAGCGACUCCUAUGAAACCAGUGCCUCAACAACAUCAAAAUAAACCUAACUACAACACAUUGGGGCCCAAACAAAAUCCUGGGCCUCCAAUGUUUUCAAAAAUACCGAAUGGUCCGGUGCAGUCUAUAGUAAUGGGCAAACCUACCGUUAAUAAUGUUCAGCUACCGCCGAUGCAAAGUCAGACGUUGAAUUUAGGCCAAACUGAUAUAAUCGCUAACCAAGUGGUCAAAAGUCAAAUAAUGCUACCACCGGGGGGUAACGAUGCGAUAGCUCAGCACAGUAACGUACAGCCGUAUUUAAACAAACCUGGACAGAUAAUACUUGGGAAACCCAUGGACAAUCCGAUGCCUCUAGAUCAGCAAAUGAUUCCAACCAAACAACAAGGUAUGAGGUCGCCGUCAACAACUGCCCCAGUACUUUAUCAGUCCACACCACCAAGUUCUCACUCAAAAAGGCAGGAAAAUCCGCCGCAAUCACAUAAUGAAAUUCAGUCAUCCGAUUUUAUAGGCGAGUCUGCUGACCAGUCGACCAUUCCACCCGCGGUGAACACAGGGUUUAAGCCAGAUUCUAUUGUAGUUGAGAGCGGAUUCAAACCUAUUAUUAGAGAACCACUAAUGGCUGGUGAAGACAGAAUAGCUGGUUUUGAAGAAAAUACAAACCGGCGCGAGGACACUGAUGUCGACGAAGACUACGAAGAAGCGCCGCAAUCUAUACAAUCAAGCAAUCACCAGUACCCUCCUAGUGAUAAAGUUACUGAAACCUUCGAGCCUAUGUUCAUCCCGUCACCCCCUGAUCAUUUGCUGCCCAGUAGCGAUAGAACAAAAGAGGUAUUUCCAGCUAAUCAUGCCAAAGAAGAUAGGCCACAUCCGGUGUAUUUAAAAAAUGUCACUCAGUUAGAAGAUUUAUUUAGCAAGAAAAACGUUGAGAGGGAGGUUCCCAGUGAUUUAAUGAUGGACUCGGACAGAAUAAGCCCUCACUAUCUACCUCCCGAUCCAAAAUUUCCCAAAGAGCAUUCGCAGAAACUUUCUUCAUCGAAUGAUCAAACGUUCACUACUUAUGAUGGUAAAACAGUAUCAGCCGCUACACUGACCACAUUAACGAAUGUCUCCGAAGGUCCCAAAGCCCCACCUAAAUUAUUUUCAGCUAAGUUACCUGCUAACUAUCAGCAACUUUUAAAAAAGCCACAGUUUGGUCCCUUCAGGGGGGAAAUUCCACCUCCGGUAGAAGAAGCCCAGAAAUCGAUGCCAGCUGACGCGGUUAACACGAAGACGACUCUCCUAAAACUGGUCAACAACGAAAAACAUGCGCACGACCUAAACGCCCAAGGUAGUAAAAAAGUGGAAGUAACUGAAAAAUUACCACAAUUCGAAGAUAUCUUUGAGCAAGAAUAUGAAGAAAAUGAAGACGAAGCUGAUGAAGACCGAAAGUUACGAGAGCGAAGAGACACAAAAACCACGCAGUUUGAGAUGGGACACAUAGAAGAAGUUCAAACCAAUGGGCACAGUAUGCCCAAGAACCAAGUCGAGUUCGAGAACGAGACGCAUGCGACCGCGGCCGCGCCCGCAAAGCGGCUCUACUGGAUGACGCACGUGUUGUGGCUGAUAGUAUGUCUGAAGCUCGUGUAGCUUACGCCUGUAGGUUAUUAAUUAAUUAUUUAUUGGAUAAUUUUAGGGCUUGCCAUGAAAUGCAUUUCGUGUUUGAGAUAACGUAUGUAUAGUAUGGGGCUUGGCUGUGGGACGCUCGUGCUGUCUUCGCUCUUGGCGCUCGGCCUCUCAUCUUCAAUGGUUAUAUAACUACACCUGUUACCACUUUGUUACACGCAUAAUGCAAUUCAAUACUCCCG